AUGCAUCGGCCAGAUUACAUCAUUCCUUGGGUGGAAAUGCGGGCGAGAGACGAGAACAUUCGAAAAGCAUUCAAGUGUUAUCCCGUGUUGGAACCGUUCGCUCCGCGACAUUCGAUCUCUUAUUUUAACAAUAACAAAGAGGACAGCACGAAAUGGGCGUACGAGCGUCUUCAUAAAGUGGACGGUUUCGAUCCCGGCAAGCCGCGUUGCGAUCGUAUCAAGCAGAGUCUUAUUUGGUUGGAAAUCUCGAGGGAGAAUAAAGGUCUCAAGAUCCCUAUGAUUACCAGUCACUCGUACGGUCGACCGAACAGGGUUCAAAUCGAUGUCCCUGAAAAGAAGUAUCAUCGAUCCAGCAAACUCAAAGAAUUUUAUUCUCGCUCCGGCUUUGAAUUAAUCAUUGACGAGGAGAAACAGGAGAAACCGAUUUGUCUCAAUUAA
This is a messenger RNA of Apis laboriosa (Himalayan honeybee), 438 nucleotides long. RefSeq lists its product as uncharacterized. The transcript has 2 exons. The record is from RefSeq and is a predicted model, not a curated record. The coding region runs from base 1 to 438 and encodes 145 amino acids. NCBI's taxonomy places the organism in Eukaryota, Metazoa, Arthropoda, Insecta, Hymenoptera, Apidae.